Molecule: messenger RNA, 2665 nt
Organism: Scatophagus argus
Lineage: Eukaryota; Metazoa; Chordata; Actinopteri; Scatophagidae
Product: F-box/LRR-repeat protein 14-like
Exons: 1
Coding region: 601-1812 (403 amino acids)
Biological process (GO): SCF-dependent proteasomal ubiquitin-dependent protein catabolic process
Cellular component (GO): SCF ubiquitin ligase complex
Molecular function (GO): protein binding
Source: RefSeq, a predicted model, not a curated record
GCUGGCUUGUGGCUAAAGUCGCUCUAAGCUAAUAAUUUGGUUUAUUCAUUUGUAGAGAUCCGGGAUGCCCCGACGCUGCUGGAAAUGCCUCAGAAGGUAAAGGGGAAAAGUUCCUGCAAUCAAAAAAAGUUCCUGGAUACGCUUUGCGAUGAGCUUGAGUAAACUAUAAGUAGUUUUGGACAGCUUCGGCGAGGAGGUUAUUGGCUUUAACGCUUACAAGUUUAUAAAGCUAACUCUAUGCCAGCGUUUGCUAAUGUUAGCGCAAUAGCGUUAGCCUAGCCUGCUAGGUAAAUAUUGUGACUGCCUCUCGGAGUUUCCUGCAUCUGCGUCCACGUUGUCAACAUAAGGACUUUGUCAUCGGUGGUCAUUUUGAACCUUUUCAAGUACAGCAGUGGGCUUCGCUUCAACGAGAUGGGUGUUUUUUUGUUACGUUACACACAGAGCUAACUGGCUAUCGUCAGCCUGUUCGAAUGUUAGCUGACAUUAGCUAACGUUGCUUAGCCAGCCAGCAACUUCGGCAGGAGAGUUUCGGCAAGCUAACUACGACAGUACUGUCGCUCACAAUCAUCCUCUGCUACUAAAAGCAGUCCACCUGUAGUCAUGUUUGAAAUCGAGACACAUAUAUCGUGCCUUUUCCCGGAGAUUCUGGCCAUUAUUUUCAGUUAUCUGGACGUAAAAGACAAAGGAAGAGUGGCGCAAGUGUGCGCGGCCUGGAGAGACGCGUCCUACCACAAGUCGGUAUGGAGGGGGGUGGAAGCCAAGCUCCAUCUGCGGCGAGCUAACCCCUCUCUGUUCCCCAGUCUGCAGACCAGGGGAAUCAAAAAAGUUCAGAUUCUCAGUCUGAGGCGAAGUCUGAGCUACGUGAUUCAAGGGAUGCCACACAUCGAAAGCCUUAACCUGUGUGGAUGUUUUAACCUUACAGACAACGGACUCGGACAUGCUUUUGUGCAGGAUAUCCCAUCCUUGCGAGUGCUGAACCUCAGUCUUUGUAAACAGAUCACGGACUCCAGCCUGGGCAGGAUUGCCCAGUACCUCAAAAACUUGGAGGUGCUUGAACUUGGGGGAUGCAGCAACAUCACAAAUACGGGCCUGUUGCUCAUUGCCUGGGGCUUGCACAGACUCAAGAGCCUUAACCUGCGCAGCUGCCGGCAUGUAUCUGAUGUGGGCAUCGGUCACCUGGCUGGCAUGACCCGCAGUGCUGCAGAGGGCUGCCUGUCCCUGGAGAAGUUGACCCUGCAGGACUGCCAGAAGCUGACUGACCUUUCGCUCAAGCAUGUCUCAAAGGGCCUAAACAAGCUCAAAAUGCUCAACCUCAGCUUCUGUGGAGGGAUAUCAGAUGUAGGAAUGAUUCAUCUGUCACAUAUGACUCACCUGGGCAGCCUGAAUUUGCGGUCAUGUGAUAACAUCAGUGACACAGGGAUAAUGCAUCUUGCCAUGGGCUCCCUCCGGCUGUCUGGACUUGAUGUGUCCUUCUGUGACAAGAUUGGUGACCAAAGCCUGGCCUACAUCGCCCAGGGUUUGUAUCAACUUAAGUCUCUUUCUCUUUGCUCCUGCCACAUCAGUGAUGAUGGCAUUAACAGGAUGGUACGCCAGAUGCAUGAACUCAAGACUCUGAACAUUGGACAAUGUGUGAGGAUCACAGACAAAGGGCUGGAGUUGAUAGCUGACCACCUGACCCAGCUGACAGGAAUUGAUCUGUACGGUUGUACUAAGAUUACCAAGAGGGGUCUGGAGAGGAUAACGCAGCUCCCAUGCCUUAAAGUGUUAAACCUGGGACUGUGGCAGAUGACAGAGAGUGAGAGAGUAAGGUGAAGGCUUUCCAGUUUAGUGUACAUGUGUUUCAUCUUGUAUGAUGCUCAGUUGCACACUGAGAGAAACUGCCUGAAUCCAUUUUUAAUUUUACCUUCUAUACUGUGACUAAAAACAAGGAGGGGGGACUCAGAAUUGAUCACUGGAAUAUUGUUCACGUCCGCUGCAAUACUCCACUCUAACUCAAAUAUAUCUCUUUUGACGUGCAUUCUUUAAUCUCAGCCUGUGUACACUUCUUCUUACUGUCUAGCUACCUCACCUGUCAAACACAGGAGUGCCUACUACCGCUGAAUACUAGAUUACAUUGCAUAUUUUUGUGGCUUAUGUACCAAUGGAGAUUUUGAUAUUUUUUUUUUAAAAAGAUCUCAUUGCAGAAUAAUAGGCAUUUUAUCUCUUAACAGAAAGGCUGGAGUACCUUGGAUUGAAGUUUUGAUGGAAUGUUUUUUGUUUUUUUGUUUUUUGGCUGAUGUAUUUUUUAAUAAUGUAAUCAAUAUUUUUUGUAUUGAAUGACUGUUGUUGACAAAGUUGUACUUCAAAUUGAAGUGGGUGGAUCACUCCUGUCUGUCUGUGUUUACCUACGGUAUGUAUAGUUGACCAUGUCUUAUAUUCCUGAGGAAAUAAGUGUUUUAGUGUGCUAGUCUGUCAAAGGUUCAUCACAACAACUACAGUAAGGCGUAGUAAUUAACCGCUGCCAAGGCUAUAUGCAAUACCUUAAAACUGUAUAUUGGUGGUUUUUCUCCCGAGGAGCUUCCAACAAUAGUGUCAGAGUAUUUGUUUAAAAAAAAAAAGCAGUAAUUUAAGAUUGUUUUAUAUUCUUACAGUAGUGAUAUUUAUGAAUAAAGAUUCCAAAUAUGUU